GCCAGGUUCCAUUCCACGCUCUAAAAAAUAUCAAAUUCUAUCUUUCUCCCAGAUAUCGAGCUGACCGGAUGGCGGGCGCGUUAGUGGAUGCACUACUUGGUUCCACUACAGAAGUUCUAGUGGAGAAGGCAAUAAACUUGGCUUCCGAACAAAUUCGCCAGUUCGUUGACUUCAAGAAAGAUUUGGAGAAACUGAAGAAUACGUUGAAACUAAUCCAGGCUGUCCUCUGUGACGCAGAGAAAGAGCAGGUGACUAAAGAGCUCGUGAAGCGAUGGCUGGAGAACCUUGAACGUGUGGCUUUCGAUGCUGGUAAUCUCUUGGAUGACAUCAACUAUGAGAUGAUCCGGCGCAAAGUUGAGAUCCAAAACCAAAUGAAGAGGAAGUCACAGACUGCACCUGCUCUUCCUCUUCCUAGUGAAGCAGGAUUUAUGGAGAACAGACAGACUGUCUCUGCUGCUGUUGGUGCGAGUUUUAUUGGAAGAGAUGAUGAUGUUUCAGCAAUAGUAACAAAGCUAACUGCCACAAGUAACAAUGAAACUAUCUCCGUUAUUCCUAUAGUGGGGAUGGGCGGGAUCGGGAAGACCACCGUGGCUCAAAAAGUUUUCAAUAGUCUAGAUAUUGAAAACCAUUUUGACAAGAGAAUGUGGGUGUGCGUGUCUGAUUUUAAAAAAGAUUUCGAUGCCAACAGGCUUUUUGGUUUGAUGCUAGAAUCAUUGGAAGUCCCCAUGCCCGAAGUUGCGAGAAAGGAAGCCAAAGUCAGGAAGCUUAAGGAAUCAUUAGAUGGUAAAGAACCGAAUGGUAAAAAGCCGCUAAAGUAUCUACUGGUCCUCGAUGAUGUAUGGAAUGAGGAGCCCGCACCAUGGAAUAGGUUUCUGGAUUCUUUGCGAGGUAUUAGCUCAGCCAAGGGAAGCUGGGUUAUUGUGACCACGCGUAACAAACGAGUGGCAAACAUCACAGCAUUUGCUUCUCGUCCUUGUUCCUUAGAGAAAUUAUCAGAUGAUGACUGUUGGCUCAUCAUUAGUAAAAAUGCAUUUCGUGACAGGGAAGCACCGGGUGAUCUAAAAGAGUUAGGAUUAGAGCUUGCAAAGAAAUGCCAAGGCUUGCCAUUAGCUGCAAGUGUUCUUGGCGGUAUGUUGCGCAACAAGGAAAGAAAUGAAUGGCAGUCAAUUUUAGAUACUGGGCUUCAAAAUAUAGGUGGAGACGAAGAUGGUGACAUCACUAAAAUUUUGAAGUUGAGCUUUGACCAUCUUCCGUCUCUAUCUCUUAAAAAGUGUUUUGCAUAUUGUUCAAUUUUUCCCCAAGAUUUUCAAAUGGAAAGGAAUCAGCUAAUCCAACUGUGGGCUGCAGAAGGAUUUCUUCAUUCAAAGCCAAGGAAAGAGAUGUGUAUGGAGGAAGUUGGUAAUUGGUACUUUACCAUUUUGUUGGAGAGUAACUUGUUUCAAGAUGCAGAGAAGGAUGAUUAUGGGAAUGUUUUGAAUUGCAAAAUGCAUGAUCUUGUGCAUGAUAUGGUGCAAUCCAUUUCCAAUUCCAAAACUUUAAGGUUGACAGAGUCUGGUAGUGUUGAUAUGGAAACGUCUUCUAUUCGGUAUCUUGCACUGGAGAGAAGUGAAAAAGAAAUGCCAUUUCCUUCCACUGAAAGUUUCAAGCAUAUUACGACAUUGUUUUUGCAAGGAAACAAAUCACUUAAUGACAGGGAGAUGUCAUUUUUUAUGUUGCGAGUUUUGAACUGAAGGGCAUCGAGCGUCGAAGAGCUUCCUAAAUCAAUUGGCAAGCUAACUCAUUUGCGAUAUCUUGAUUCGUCAGAAACUUCAAUCAAAACAUUUCCAGAGUCUCUAUGUCAGCUUUACAAUUUGCAGACAUUAAGAGUUAAAUAUUGUGACUCACUGACAAAGUUUCCUAAGAAUUUCAAGAAUUUGGUGAAUUUGAGGCACUUUGACUUUUUCUCUUCUCAUAAAUCAAGUGAUAUCAUGCCUUUUGAGAUUGGACAGUUGCAAUUUCUCCAAACUUUGCCAUUUUUCAAUAUUGGUGAAGAAAGAGGUCGACAAAUUGGAGAAUUGAGGAAUUUGAAGAAUCUUAGUGGACAACUUGAGUUACGUAACCUUGAAUUAGUGAAAAGCAAGGAAGAAGCCGUGUCCGCAAAUCUGAUUGGAAAGCCAAACAUUGAUGAGUUAAAAUUACUGUGGAAUGAAAUAGAUAAUUCAAGAAAUAAUAAGUUUGUUUGGAUUGUGAAUUAUUAGAGAUAU
This is a messenger RNA of Coffea arabica (coffee), 2243 nucleotides long. The record is from RefSeq and is a predicted model, not a curated record. Lineage: Eukaryota; Viridiplantae; Streptophyta; Magnoliopsida; Gentianales; Rubiaceae.